Messenger RNA from Raphanus sativus (radish), 423 nucleotides. Its product is annotated as S-protein homolog 27-like. NCBI's taxonomy places the organism in Eukaryota, Viridiplantae, Streptophyta, Magnoliopsida, Brassicales, Brassicaceae. The record is from RefSeq and is a predicted model, not a curated record. The transcript has a single exon. The coding region runs from base 1 to 423 and encodes 140 amino acids.
AUGUUUACUAAGAUCAUAACAGUGUGGUUAUUUAUAUGUUCUUCAGGUCUGCAACAAAAUAAAGAACCGACUUAUUUGAUAAGACCAUUUACGAAAAUCAUGAUUCAAAAUGAUAAUGAAUAUCUUCUGGGAGUCCAUUGCAAAUCAAAAGACGACGAUAUAGGUAUUCGUAGUCUUAAAAAGGGUGAAAUAUAUCGUUGGAAAUUUCAUAUCAAUUUUCCCAAUAGUACAUUCUUUUUCUGUGGAUUCAGCCGUGGACAAAUAAACAAAGGGGUUUUCGACAUUUACGUCGUUGAUAGAGAUUACAACAGAUGUACGAAGUGUAUGUGGAGAGCAGGAAAAGAUGGUCUAUAUGGAAGUGGCGAGUUCUCGAAAACUAGCUUAUGUGUUUUAGCUUAUGUGUUUUUUAAAUGGAUAAAGUAG